This is a messenger RNA of Yamadazyma tenuis ATCC 10573, 3660 nucleotides long. It is a transcript of the gene ALD6, whose product is annotated as Ald6p. Gene Ontology annotation, cellular component: mitochondrion. The record is from RefSeq and is a predicted model, not a curated record. Gene Ontology annotation, molecular function: malonate-semialdehyde dehydrogenase (acetylating, [NAD(P)+]) activity; methylmalonate-semialdehyde dehydrogenase (acylating, NAD+) activity. Gene Ontology annotation, biological process: L-valine catabolic process; thymine catabolic process. Lineage: Eukaryota; Fungi; Ascomycota; Pichiomycetes; Serinales; Debaryomycetaceae.
UUUGAGCAAAUACCAUGUCUUGCUGCCGGCUUACCUCACUUUUCCAAUGACUACAUGAGAUGUUGGGGACGUGAUGUGUUUAUUUCAUUUAGAGGUUUAUUGAUUGUGGCCGAGAGACACGAAGAUGCAAAACGCCAUAUUCUCGGGUUUGCAAAGACCUUGAAACACGGGCUUAUUCCCAACUUAUUAGAUGCCGGUAGAAACCCCAGAUAUAACGCCAGGGAUGCGGCUUGGUUCUUCUUGCAAGCCAUUCAAGACUAUAUCAAGGAAGUUCCCAACGGAAUUGAAAUUUUGGACGAAAAAGUCUCCAGAAGAUUUCCUCUAGAUGAUACCUACGUUACUUAUGACGAUCCAGUCGCUUUCAGUUAUGAAAGCACCAUUCGAGAAGUGAUUUUCGAGAUUCUUCAACGACACGCGAAGGGAAUUAAGUAUCGUGAAGCCAAUGCUGGACCUAAUUUGGACUCGCAAAUGAAAGAUAUCGGGUUCAACGUCGAGAUCAACGUUGACUGGAGCAACGGGUUAAUUUUUGGAGGCCAACAAUUUAAUUGUGGAACCUGGAUGGAUAAAAUGGGAGAAAGCACAUUGGCCGGAAACAAAGGGUACCCUGGAACCCCUAGAGACGGGGCUGCGGUAGAGAUCCAAGGUCUUUUGAAGAGCGCUUUACGAUUUGUCAACGAGUUAGGCGAUAAGUUCAGCUACGACAAGGUGGAAAGAGCCGAUGGUAGCUCUAUAACAUUUAAAGAAUGGGAAGACCUUGUACAGAGCAACUUUGAACGGUGUUUUUUUGUUCCAACUCUGGCAGAUGAUGACCAGAAGUACGAUAUUGAUCCAAGCAUUGUCAAUAGAAGAGGUAUUUAUAAGGACUUGUACCGGUCGGGCAAGCCCUAUGAAGACUACCAGUUGCGGCCCAACUUUGCGAUUGCCAUGACCGUUGCACCCGAGUUAUUUGAUGCCGGUAGAGGCUACAGUGCCAUUAAACAGGCGGACCAAAUCAUCAGAGGACCAGUGGGAAUGAGAACUUUGGACCCAAGUGACUGGAACUAUCGUCCUGACUACUACAAUUCCGUUGACAGCACCGACUUUGCUACGGCCAAGGGCAGAAACUACCACCAAGGACCUGAAUGGGUGUGGUGUUUUGGAUAUUUCAUGAGAGCAUACUUGAAGUUCACGUACAAAAAGGUUGCGGACGAGCAGGUUUUGUUUGGUGAUUUGAACCAGAAAAUCCAGGGACACAUCAAGUGGAUCCGGGAAAGUGACUGGGCCGGACUCACAGAGUUGACCAAUAAAGAUGGAGAGUUGUGUGGAGACCUGAGUCCUUCACAAGCGUGGUCGACCUCCUGUUUGCUUGAUUUAUACUACGAUCUUUGGAAGCGGCAUUACCGUGUAUUCGAUAUAGCAUAGAGUAUAGAGAAUAGAGGAGUAGAAACCAAGCAGAGAAUAGAGGGUUAUAAAUGCAACGAGACCAGCCGUCCCAUAUAGUAGGAUUUGUAUAGUGUUGUCAACAUCGUCACAUGUUGUACAACAUAUUCUGUGAAAGCUGAAGGCACUCGAGCCUAUUUCCGGGAUCGCGGUUCCGCUUCGCAGCCAAAAUGUGGAGACGGAAAGGGAAUACCGAAAAUUCACCUCCAGUCGCAGCCCUAUAAAAACUCCAAAAAAUCACCUAUUACAUCGCCAAAACAUCAACAUGCUUUCUCGAACACUCAGAAGAGGAUCUUACGUGCCCAAAAUUAUCCGGUGUUUGAGCUUGAAUUCCACUACCACCAACUUCCCCCAGGCUCAUGAAGUUGAGUCGUACGUUACUCCAAGUUUUGCAAAUAACCAGUUUUUCAAAUCCAAGUCGACCGUAUGGUACGAUAUUCAUGAUCCAGCCACGAAUAACGUGAUCUCCCAGGUGCCUCAGUCGACCCCGGAGGAGAUGGAGGCGGCCAUCGCUGGUGCCGCUGCUGCUUUCCCUAUGUGGAAGGGCCUCAGUAUCAUUAAGAGACAAGGUAUCGCAUUCAAGUUUGUGGAGUUAUUGAAAGCCAAUAUGGACAGAAUAGCGGCAAUGAUUGUGUUGGAGCAGGGUAAGACAUUCCAGGAUGCUAAAGGUGACGUGUUGAGAGGGUUACAGGUGGCUGAAGCUGCUUGCAACAUUCCCAACGAUAUGAUGGGACAGACACUCGAGGUUGCAACCGAUAUGGAAACCAAGAUGGUGAGAGAGCCGUUGGGCGUGGUGGCGUCUAUCUGCCCAUUCAACUUCCCAGCAAUGGUGCCCUUGUGGUCAAUUCCAUUGAUUUUGGCCACGGGAAAUACUGCAGUCAUCAAGCCCAGUGAGCGGGUGCCUGGGGCGGCGAUGAUUAUUUGUGAACUUCUUCAACAGGCGGGUGUUCCUGCCAACGUGAUCAAUAUCAUCCACGGUAAGCAUGAUGCAGUCAACAAGAUCAUCGAGGACCCACGGAUCAAGGCCAUCACCUUUGUGGGUGGUGAUAAGGCCGGUAAGUAUAUAUACGAGAAAGGUACCUCAUUGGGAAAGCGGGUGCAAUCAAAUAUGGGUGCCAAAAACCAUAUGAUAGUGAUGCCUGAUGCCAACAAGGAGCAGUUUGUGAAUGCAGUCAAUGGAGCUGCGUUCGGGGCUGCUGGUCAGAGAUGUAUGGCGAUUUCUGUGUUGGUGACGGUAGGAAAGUCGAAAGAGUGGAUUUCGGACGUGGUGGCCGACGCUCAGAAGUUGCGGGUUGGAUCUGGGUUCGACCAAACCAGUGAUCUUGGUCCUUUGGUUAACCCCAGCAGUUUGGUGAAGGCUAAAGAAAUCAUUGAGGAUAGUGCCAACCAAGGGGCUGAGAUUGCGUUGGACGGCAGAAUCACCAAUUUGCCAGCUCCGUAUGACAAGGGGAAUUUCCUUUUCCCAACUGUCUUAACCAACGUCAAGCCAGGAAUGAGGUGCUAUGACGAGGAGAUUUUUGCGCCUGUUUUAAGUGUUAUCAACGCUGAGACUUUGGAUGAGGCAAUCAGCAUUGUUAAUUCCAACAGAUACGGAAACGGAGUGUCGUUGUUCACGAGUUCGGGUUCCAAUGCCCAGAAGUUUGUCACAAAUAUUGAAUGUGGACAGGUUGGUGUGAAUGUUCCAAUCCCAGUGCCUUUGCCCAUGUUUUCAUUUACAGGAAACAAGGGCUCAUUCUUGGGAGAUUUGAAUUUUUACGGCCGGGCAGCCGGCAGCGCCAGCGCGGGCAAGAAUCUUAGUAGCCGGUUCGACGUGUUGCAACAAGACAAGUACAAUUUGAUCAAUGAUUUCUUGGAGGAAAAGUUGAUUGACAAUGACUUGACGUAUUACGAGAGCUUGGACAUGGGAGACUGCUGAUGUAUUAAGGUAUUAAGGCAGCGAUUAUGAAGGUACGACUAUUUAUUAUAUUUAUUCAGUUCCGAAUGGACAUUACGAGAAAACGCGGUAGACGGUGCCGAUGGUGCCGGUGGUUCCGGCGGCUUGGCCAGGGUGGCGCUGUGCGACUGAGACAUUUCUCCCCUGGGCGGCGCGGUGCGACUGAGACAUUUCUGACCUCGACGCGUGCGGUGUACCUGCACUACGCCAUUGAUUCGAGACCAUUCACUCUAGACACAUACCCAUUCACUCUAGACACAACUUAAUUCGCACUUUUAGUAACGUAUAUGUUGUCAACUACACGUUCA